CCUGCUCAAAUAAAUUUUCAGUAUUGAGGACGGUAGUAAAGGCAGAUUUGUGAGAAAUUUGAACAGGGCACCCUAUCGAUGCGGGUAGCAUUUGUGGCUUUUCACUUUUGUUUUGUGUAGUUGUUUGUGGCUUUUGCACAUGGCUACUGCUGGGUUGUGCAGGUGAUGUGAGCUCCACAGCCACCAUGGUGUUUUACUUCAAAAGCACAGUGGUGUCUCCUCCAGCCCUCAUCUUUAUGGGCCUGGACAAAUAUGAAAAUGAAGAUCUCAUCCGCUGGGGCUGGCCAGAAGAUGUGUGGUUCCAUGUGGACAAAGUUUCCUCAGCUCACGUCUACCUUCGGUUGCAACAAGGCCAGACGCUAGAUGACAUUCCAUCGAGUGUUUUGGAAGACUGUGCGCAGCUGGUGAAGGCGAACAGCAUUCAAGGUAACAAGAUGAACUCAGUGGACAUCGUCUACACCAUGUGGUCCAACCUGAAGAAAACAGCCGGCAUGGACGUCGGACAAGUUGGAUUUCACAAGCAAAAGGAGGUUCGUACGGUUAGAGUCGAGAAACGCAUCAACGAGAUCGUCAACCGACUGAACAAGACGAAGGAGGAACGCCAGGUGGACUUCAUGGCAGAGCGGGAAGAGAGAGACCGCAAAGAGCGAGAGGACAAGAAGCAGCUCCUGCGACUGCAGAAGGAAAAGGAAAAAGAGGAACAGAAACAGAAGGAAGAGCAGACAAAACUCAGGAGCUACGACAACUUGAUGAAGGAGGAAAAAAUGAAGUCUAACAAGGAGGAAGACGGUUAUGACUCUGAUGAUUUUAUGUGACAUGCGUGGACAAGGUUGCUCGUGGGAGGAAGAUGUACUAUAAUAAAUUUAGCCUGUUCUUUUC
Molecule: messenger RNA, 879 nt
Organism: Ornithodoros turicata
Lineage: Eukaryota; Metazoa; Arthropoda; Arachnida; Ixodida; Argasidae
Product: coiled-coil domain-containing protein 25-like
Exons: 8
Coding region: 186-815 (209 amino acids)
Source: RefSeq, a predicted model, not a curated record